AUGGCAGCGCCGCAACAGCGCAAGGUCGAGCUCCAGUCUCCGGCGGAUUUCACCUACCUCUACGCCAACACGGUUGCGCUCUCGCGCCAGAAACUCGACCAGGCCCUACCCCCUUCCGCGACAAACAAUGACGAACCCGAUCCGAUGCGCGAACGCGUGCAGGAAUUGGUGGACGAGUACAUAAAUCGCACCUUCACAACAGCCUCCGCCUCAAUCAGCAUCAACGGGAUCGACUCUUCGUCCUCCCAGUUCCCUUUCCCGGCUGCAUUCACCGCGCCAGAGACCAUCGAGUAUGAGGCGUACGACUCGGAACUAGCCUCGCGCGUUACAUCUCUCUAUGCACAACUGGAAUCGCUCACCACGACCGUUGCCCAGCUACGACGGGACGCGCCGCGACGGGCUGCGAGGGAUUAUGCGGCACAGCUGACGCAGUUGUUGAAUGAGGAGGACGAGGAUCUCGACAAAGAGCUCGAUGAUCAGGAUGAGGCAGAUGCUGGUCAAAACGGCAUGGACGUGGAAACAGAGUCUGGCUCUACGAAACGACCCUCUCGCCGACGGCCAGAUCCUACGUGGAAGCUGGAUAUUCCGCUUGGUACGGAGGAAGAGACGGAGCGUUGGUGGAGCGGCGAUAUGGCAGAUGUGUAUGAGGAUGCGUUGCGGACAUUGCAGCGGCUGCAAGGCGAGGGCGAAGAUGUCGAGGCUGGCGAGGGCAAUGCGUUGGCCACGACGGUUGGCAAGGCUGAAAGGGCUGGAAGGGCUGCCGAAGUGGUUGAGAGUAUGUGA
Molecule: messenger RNA, 783 nt
Organism: Penicillium cinerascens
Lineage: Eukaryota; Fungi; Ascomycota; Eurotiomycetes; Eurotiales; Aspergillaceae
Exons: 2
Coding region: 1-783 (260 amino acids)
Biological process (GO): mitotic sister chromatid segregation
Cellular component (GO): MIS12/MIND type complex; kinetochore
Source: RefSeq, a predicted model, not a curated record